Sphaerodactylus townsendi is the source of this 541-nucleotide messenger RNA. Its product is annotated as lutropin subunit beta-like. Gene Ontology annotation, molecular function: hormone activity. The coding region runs from base 65 to 496 and encodes 143 amino acids. The record is from RefSeq and is a predicted model, not a curated record. NCBI's taxonomy places the organism in Eukaryota, Metazoa, Chordata, Lepidosauria, Squamata, Sphaerodactylidae. The transcript is spliced from 3 exons. Gene Ontology annotation, biological process: G protein-coupled receptor signaling pathway. Gene Ontology annotation, cellular component: cytoplasm; extracellular region.
CUAGGACUUCACACUAUAAAAAGACAACAAGACAGAGGUGCUCGGAAGAAGCCCAGAGGCCACUAUGAAGUUAACCCAGGAGAAUAAGCCCUGGCUGGCUGCCUUCUUGCUUCUGGUUGCCAGCCACUGCGCCGGCCGCAGGAUCGACCCCGUCAGAAGCCCUUCCUGCCGCCCUAUCAACGCCACCAUUGCCGCCGAGAAGGACGACUGCCCCGUCUGCAUGAGCGUCACCACGUCCAUCUGCGGCGGCUACUGCGAGACAAGGGAGAUACUGCUCAACGUGCUCUCGCCCCACAUCCAAAGAGUCUGCACCUACAAGGAGGUGCGCUACGAGACCGUGCGCCUGCGUGGAUGUCGGCCAGGGGUUGACCCGUCCUUCACCUACCCUGUGGCCCUCAGUUGCCACUGUGACCUCUGCAAACUGGACUCCAGCGACUGCACCGUUCAGAGCAUUGGGCCCAAUUUCUGCAUCAACCAACGCAUCUCCCCCCAAUGAAGAGGGCGGGAGGAGGAAGCAAUCAAUAAACACUGCUCAAGGCCA